AGGCUAGUCUGAUAACCUGCAGGUAGGCUGCUACGUGUGAUUGGUGGUAGGGCUACUGUAGGAGACCUUUUGCAUUGGCGACGCAGCGGGUUGUAUGGAUUGGUUGAGCGAUGCAAGGUAGAAUUGGGCGACACUCAGGAAGAAACUCUGUGAUUUCAUUCCGACUUUAGUCGCCACGAGACGGGACCAUAUUUCCUCACUGAGUCAGCACAAGGAGGUGAAAAACGGUGUCUAAUCUAAUCACUUCGGUCUUCCCUGGCGGCGACAUGGCGAGGGAGAACGGAGAGUCGGGCGGGGAUGGAUCUUGGAAGAAGAAUGUCGAUGAUAUCACGCUUGUAUUCGAGUUCAAAGAAGUCCUUGGAACUGGUGCGUUCUCUGAGGUGAUCAUGGCCAGGGAGAAGGCCACAGGGAAGAUGGUUGCAGUGAAGUGCAUCCCCAAGAAAGCGCUGAAGGGGAAAGAGACCAGCAUUGAGAAUGAAAUCACCGUGCUUAGGAAGAUAAAACAUGAGAACAUUGUGGCUUUGGAGGACAUCUAUGAGAGCUCCAACCACCUAUACCUCAUCAUGCAGUUGGUGUCUGGUGGUGAGUUGUUUGACCGCAUCGUAGAGAAGGGUUUCUACACCGAGAUGGACGCCAGCAGGCUCAUUAAACAGGUGCUUGACGCUGUCAACUACCUCCAUGCUAUGGGCAUCGUACACAGAGACCUCAAGCCAGAGAACCUGCUUUACUACAACCCCCAUGAUGAGGCCAAGAUCAUGAUCAGUGACUUUGGUCUGUCUAAGAUGGAGGGGACAGGAGACGUGAUGGCCACUGCCUGUGGGACGCCAGGAUAUGUGGCCCCAGAGGUUCUGGCCCAGAAGCCCUACAGCAAAGCAGUGGACUGCUGGUCGAUCGGAGUCAUCGCUUACAUUCUGUUGUGUGGUUACCCUCCAUUCUAUGACGAGAAUGACUCUAAGUUGUUUGAGCAGAUACUCAAGGCAGACUAUGAGUUUGAUGCACCCUAUUGGGAUGAUAUAUCGGAUUCAGCCAAAGAGUUCAUCAGCUCUCUGAUGGAGAAGGAUCCAGAGAAGAGAUUCACCUGUGACCAGGCUCUAGCCCACCCCUGGAUUGCUGGGGACACGGCUCUCUGCAAGAACAUCCAUGAAUCAGUCAGUCGGCAGAUGAGGAAAAAUUUUGCCAAAAGCAAAUGGAGGCAAGCGUUUCACGCCACGGCAGUGAUCCGUCAUAUGAGGCGCUUGCAGCUGGGCAGUAGUCUGAACAGUAGCUUUGGCAGCAGUAUGAGCUUUGACCAACAGGGACCGAACUCUAUGCUGGCCAAGAGCAUGUCUGUAGACUGUGCCACCCUCUCACGCAAAGACGGUGACUGAAUGACGCCUUUACGUUACUUUACCGGUUUAGUCUGGUAUUUUGGAUCUAUCAAGCCUGUAACUUUUUAAUCGAUUGGUUCCCAUUGACUUAUAUUGUAGUGCAAUUCCAUAAGGAUCAUUUACUCCAAUUCUGUUUCAGUAAUUAUUUUCUUUUAAGUGUAGGCUUCAGUGAUUCUAGUGAUCUUCUCUCUUCAGGUCCUCCACAACCUCUGCCCACUCUGCCUCUCUCCACUGCAGCCUGCAGUGCCCCUGCCAGCAUCAGAGGGGAACCACAGGCAGAACUACAGGUUGUGGCUACAGCUGCAGCGGUGGAGCCACCCCGGCCACGCCCAUCCACAGUCUCCACCAUCCACAUGGGGACUAAAUGACGUCAGGUUCCGCGGGAGGUCAGUUGGGAGACCACAGAGCUUUGAGUUGGGAUUCUAAUUCAGCCCCUCAGAAUUCCAGAAUUUCUCUCCUAGUCUGCCCAUCCCGCUCAUUAUCAGCUGUUGGGAUUGAGGACUUGAGGACCCCUUCUAUUUACCAUGGCUCAGCACUUACUGCAUUCUCAGGGCAGCACUCUGUCUGUACCCAACCACAGUAAGUGUAUUCAGAGAUGUGAAAUCAAAUGAAGAGUGCUCACAGGAUUUCCUAUUCUAUCAAACAGACAAUCAUAUCUGUUCUACAUGAUACAUUCCUAUUUGAACAUUCUACUUCCUAACGGACCACAGGUCUGAUGGUGAAGAGAUGAGGAGGACCACUGUCUCUCUCUGUCUACUGACCAGAGGGUUUAAUUUUUUCGGGCUAGUGGGGCCAGUUUCCCAGUGUUUGAAUUGGGUUGGUGCACUCGGUACAGAGUAAUUGCAACACAAAAUGUUCACUCUAAAAUAUGAACACGGACAUUAAAAUAUUGUACUGUAAAAUGAAAAUGAGCCUGGCUCCUGAAAUGAAUACCGGCAUCUUUGUCAUUCCGCUUCAAGCACUGCUGUGUUGUAAGACUGUCCUCCAGAAGACAAGAAGACCUGUUUUGUAUGGGACAUUGGUGGUGUUAUGAGGCCACACUAUGCUAGGUUGAAGAUGGAGAAGGUUAAGACGACGUAAUAAUUCCGUGCAGAUGCGUUCGAAUAUAAACAAAUUCAUUGGACCAGCGCUGGAGCGAAAAUGACUGGGAGUGAACGUUAGCAGUACAGAACGUUUGCCGUCAAAGUGGAAAAUAAACACAAUCGUUGGGAAUUUCUGUUACAUACUCAGCCAACAAAUAACCUAACUGUUUUACUGUCAUUCUAUUCGUUUAAACGUUUUUCAAAUGAGCUACAGACACUUUACUACUUGAUUUCCCAACCGCUGGUCACGUUUUCAUCUCCUGUAAAAUCAGCAACAGCGCUGGUCCAAUGAAUGUGUUUAUUUUCAAAUGCCGCCGCAUGGAAUUAUUCCGUU
Messenger RNA from Salvelinus namaycush (lake trout), 2783 nucleotides. RefSeq names its product calcium/calmodulin-dependent protein kinase type 1D-like. The record is from RefSeq and is a predicted model, not a curated record. NCBI's taxonomy places the organism in Eukaryota, Metazoa, Chordata, Actinopteri, Salmoniformes, Salmonidae. Bases 267 to 1367 code for a protein of 366 amino acids. Gene Ontology annotation, biological process: peptidyl-serine phosphorylation. The transcript is spliced from 10 exons. Gene Ontology annotation, cellular component: cytoplasm; intracellular anatomical structure. Gene Ontology annotation, molecular function: calcium/calmodulin-dependent protein kinase activity; ATP binding; calmodulin binding.